Molecule: messenger RNA, 2246 nt
Organism: Ictalurus punctatus (channel catfish)
Lineage: Eukaryota; Metazoa; Chordata; Actinopteri; Siluriformes; Ictaluridae
Product: proteoglycan 4
Exons: 5
Coding region: 633-1823 (396 amino acids)
Source: RefSeq, a predicted model, not a curated record
AAAGCUGAACUGUGCUGGAAAAAAACCAUGGCUCAAACAUUAGAGAGCCAGAGUCAUUUUAUCAAUAAGUACAUAGAUCUGCUCACGCAGGAUUCAGAGGAUCUGGACGCCUCAGCCUCUACAUCAGCAGAGCAUGGAGCAUUUUCUGUUGGGGUAAAUGAGUAGAGAGGAUCCUAGGCCAUUUUUAGCAAUUUCCUGGUGAUUAAAAAAAGAUGAACCCAUUUAUUCAACAUUGAUUAUUUUAACAAAUUCAGAGGUACCUUAACAUAAAAUUAAGGUUAUAGUGUACUUGUAACCAUCCGUCUCUGCUUGGUACAGCCCCAGUUCAUGUGACAGUGCUUUGGUGUGUGUGGGACCUCGUCGUUGGCGUGCCAGAGGAGGAGAGAGGAGGCAGAUGGAGAUGUGUAUCCUGUGUCACGAAGCGCAGGAGAUCCUACCUGAUGGCACCGCCAUGGUGCUCGCUGCCUUUGUCCAACGCUCUCCGGUCAUGUCCAAGAACCGCAAAAGACCCCCUCACAAUCCAGAGAGCUGUGAUCCCCUCUUCAUGCACCCUGACCUGUCCUUUGGUACCCAUACCGGCAGCUGUGGCCACAUCAUGCACUCUCACUGCUGGCAGAGGUCUUUGAAUAUCAAUGAUGCAAACAGGGAGGAGAAAUAUAACAGAACGAAAGACCAACAAUCAGAAGCAGCAGAUCGCCAAGAUGGAUAUCUGGGGCGUCAGGAUGCCACCAAUGUUAGUGGAGUACUUUGCCACGUUGCGCCAACAGUCGGAAGAUUACCAAGCUGCGCUACGAAAACAGCAGGACGCCAGGAAUUACCUGGGCUUCAACUUACCGCCUAUGUUCAUGCAGGACUACGCCAUGCUACGCCAACAGGAGGAGGAGUCCAGGUACAAGGGGGAGUUUGUGUUCAGUACAGAGACCCAGCCCUGGACCGACAGGGUGACCUCAGAGCUCGAACCUGAGCUCCACGAGGUGGGCUCACCAGCCGAGCUCCAGCAAAGGGUCAGCGGGGAGGCACUAGCACCAGGCUUUGGUGUCCGAGUCCCAGUCAAGUCUCAAGUCCCUAAGGUCCCAGCCAAGCCUCGCGUCCCUGAGGUCCAAAUCAAGCCUCGCGUCCCUGAGUUCACGUUCAGGCCUACUGACCCAAAUGACCAAAUGCCGCUCACGCACCGCCAAGCUCCGCUCACGCCACAGUCCGCCGACACGCACCGCCAAGCUCCGCUCACGCCACAGUCCGCCGACACGCACCGCCAAGCUCCGCUCACGCCACAGUCCGCCGACACGCACCGCCAAGCUCCGCUCACGCCACAGUCCGCCGACACGCACCGCCAAGCUCCGCUCACGCCACAGUCCGCCGACACGCACCGCCAAGCUCCGCUCACGCCACAGUCCGCCGACACGCACCGCCAAGCUCCGCUCACGCCACAGUCCGCCGACACGCACCGCCAAGCUCCGCCCAUGCCCCAGUCCGCCGACACGGCCAGCCAAGCUCUGCCUAUGCCCAAGGUUCACAUAGUGACCUCAGAGCCUCAGCCUCCCCGUUCAGCUGAGGUCGUCGCUCAGCCUCCCCGUUCAGCUGAGGUCGUCGCUCAGCCUCCCCGUUCAGCUGAGGUCGUCGCUCAGCCUCCCCGUUCAGCUGAGGUCGUCGCUCAACCCGCCUGCUCCAUGGCAACUAGAGUUCCCCCCCUUCUGCUUCGAGGAGACCCACACUCCUCUCCCUGGCCGCACGGGGGACUUCUCUCGGCCUUCCAGUUCAGCUGGGGACGUCGCGCUGCUUUCAUGCUCUGCCGAGGAAAUAUCUCAGCUUCCCUGUGCCAUUGAAGAAGCCGCCCGGCCUCCUGAUUUUGCGGGGGACAUUUUCUCCAGGGGGCCAGGACCACCAGAUGGAGGACGUAUAAUUUUGGGCGCUCCGGGAGUAGCGCCCUUGGGGGAGGGUUCUGUCACGUAUCAGGAAGCUCUGGACUCCACUUCCCAUCAGCCACUGCACUGCACUACAUGUCACAUGACCACCUGCACCUGAUUCACGUUUUGGUUAAUGAGCACUCGUGUGUGUGUGUAUAUAUAGCCAUUGUCUGCACUGAUUCACUGUCUUUUGUUGUAUUAGACUACCAUGUUACAUGUUUUGUUUCAUGCCACAGUAUUUUGCCUAGUUGUCGUAGUGUCUAUGUUUUGUUGUUUGUUCAUAUAAUAAAUGUUAUAUAUCUGCGAUUGCUUCCGAACCCAUCCUUGAUUCGUGACACCAGG